Messenger RNA from Gadus macrocephalus (Pacific cod), 5022 nucleotides. RefSeq names its product tripartite motif containing 9 (gene trim9). The record is from RefSeq and is a predicted model, not a curated record. Lineage: Eukaryota; Metazoa; Chordata; Actinopteri; Gadiformes; Gadidae. Gene Ontology annotation, molecular function: protein binding; zinc ion binding.
GACGGACAGAUCAUCACCCAAUCGGUUCUGCCCGAGCAAUACCGUAUCCCCAUUGGCGGACUCCAUGUCCUAUCACUUUGCCUCCCUCCCCCUCGUUUGCGCUCGCAGUUGCCCGGAGACCAGAGAGGAGUCCUGUCUGUUGACACUCUGAGCCGCUGCGACUUCCACCGCACUUCUCCCGCUGACUCACGUACUACCUCGGCGACCGAGACACAGCCAUGGACGAAAUGGAGGAAGAGUUGAAGUGUCCCGUGUGUGGAUCUUUCUUCCGGGAGCCCAUCAUACUGCCAUGCACCCACAACCUUUGCCUGGCAUGCGCGCGGAAUAUCCUCGUUCAGACCCCUGACGCGGAAUCUCCCCAGAGCAGCCGAGCGUCCGGCUCCGGCGUGUCCGACUAUGACUACCUGGACCUGGACAAGAUGAGCUUGUACAGCGAGGCGGACAGCGGAUACGGCUCCUACGGGGGCUUCGUCAGCGCGCCCACCACCCCGUGCCAGAAGUCCCCCAACGGGGUGCGUGUUUUCCCUCCGACGGUGCCCCAGCCCCCGGCCCCCCAGCAGCACCACCUGCUGCAACUGCAGCCCAGCUCCCAGCCUCCCAUCCCUCGCAACUCCUGCCUCACCUGCCCGCAGUGCCACCGCAGCCUCGUCCUGGACGAGCGGGGGCUCCGCGGCUUCGCGAGGAACCGCGUCCUGGAGGGGGUGGUGGACCGCUACCAGCAGGGCAGAGCCGCGGCGCUCAAGUGUCAGCUGUGCGAGAAGAGCCCCAAGGAGGCCACGGUGAUGUGCGAGCAGUGCGACGUCUUCUACUGCGACGCGUGCCGCCUGCGGUGCCACCCCCCGCGCGGGCCCCUGGCCAAGCACCGGCUGGUCCCCCCCGCGCAGGGCUGCAUCAGCCGCCGCGCGAGCCCCCGCAAGACAUCCACGUGCACGGAGCACGAGCUGGAGAACAUGAGCAUGUACUGCGUGCAGUGCAAGAUGCCCGUGUGCUACCAGUGUCUGGAGGAGGGCAAGCACGGCACGCACGAGGUCAAAGCCCUGGGCGCCAUGUGGAAGCUGCAUAAGGGCCAGCUCUCCCAGGCGCUGACAGGCCUGUCGGACCGCGCCUCAGAGGCCAAGGAGUUUCUGGUCCAGCUGAAGAACAUGGUGCAGCACAUCCAGGAGAACGGGGUGGAGUUCGAGGCGUGUUUGGUGGCGCAGUGCGAUGCCCUCAUCGACGCCCUGAAUCGCCGGAAGGCCCAGCUGCUGUCCCGUGUCAACAAGGAGCACGAACACAAGCUGAAGAUCUCGGACGCGCUGAUCAGGCGCGUGCACGUGACGGAGGGCCAGUGGGGGAAGGGCACGCACCCCCGCAUGAGCAGCGACUUCGACCUGACGCUGGACAGCGGGCCCCUGCUGAGCACCAUCCACCAGCUGGACUUCGUCCAGAUGAAGGGCAUGCUGCCUAUGCCCCACCCCUUAGUGACGCCUGACCUCCACUCAGUCCCCGCCCCUCCCAUGCUCCAGUUGGAGGAGUGCUGCACGCAGAACAACAGCGCCACGUUGUCAUGGAAACAGCCUCCCCUGUCCACCAUCGCCGUGGAGGGAUACAUCCUGGAGCUGGACGACGGCAACGGGGGACAGUUCAGGGAGGUGUACGUGGGGAACGAGACCAUCUGCACGGUGGACGGCCUGCACUACCACAGCACCUACAAGUCCCGGGUGAAGGCCUUCAACGCCAGCGGCCUGGGCCAGUACAGCAAGACGCUGCUGCUGCAGACCUCCGAGACUGGACUCCCACCUUGCGACAUGGAGUCAGUCGCCUGGUUCACCUUCGACCCCGCCUCGGCCCAUCCCGACAUCCUGUUCUCCAACGACAACCUGACGGUGACCUGCAACAGCUACGACGACCGCGUGGUCCUGGGAGGCUCCGCCUUCUCCCGCGGCGUCCACUACUGGGAGAUGACGGUGGAUCGCUACGACAACCACCCCGACCCCGCCUUCGGCGUUGCCCGCGGCGACGUGCUGAAGGACGUGAUGCUGGGGAAGGACGACAAGGCGUGGGCCAUGUACGUCGACAACAACCGCUCCUGGUUCAUGCACAACAACUCGCACACCAACAGGACGGACGGUGGCAUCGCUAAGGGCGCCACGAUAGGCGUGCUGCUGGACUUCACCUGCGGCCUCCUCAUCUUCCUCAUCAACGACGAGCAGCAGGGGCCCGUCGCCUUCGAGGGCCUGGAGGGGCCCUACUACCCAGCCAUUAGUCUGAACCGCAACGUUCAGGUGACCCUCCACACCGGUCUCCCCAUUCCUGACUUCUACACCCCUGGGGAAGCCGACCCCAACGGUUCUGAGUGUUGAGACUGGACGACAUGUCCUCAGCCAUUUUGUACUGUGUAUAUGAAGAAGAGGAGGAUGAAGAGGGGGAGACCUGAGACCACCACGGACACUUGCCUCAGACAAGCGGACCUGGAAUGGGUGUGACGAUAAGUCGCUGGUGGGUGUGUGUUGAGCCUCCUGGUGGGAGAGGUGUUUAUUGUACUCAGAUAAAGCCAUGAAAGAUGUGUUAGUUCAGAGAAGGCACACACACACACACACGCACACACGUACACACACACACACACACACACACACACACACACACACACACACACACACACACACACACACACACACACACACACACACAAAUGUACACAUAUAUACACAUAUAUACACAUACAAACACACAAACACACACACACACACACACACACACACACACACACACACACAAACACACUUAAUUAAUGAUCUAUUCGUCUACCAUUUCACCCAAUCUUACAAUGUCACGCUGCAUUUUGGACACAAGGAAGCGCUGGUGUUCAAUGAAAAUUGCCUCUUUGAUACACAGCGGCAGUGAUUUCUCGUAGAGAGAGCAAUAGUUCGACUCUCGACUGUACUAGCGGCUUUUAUCCUCACCGGUGUAAAUGCGAUGCUAUUUAGUGGCUUAGCUUCUGUAAACCCUUAUUUUUUGUAAAAUACAGCAUCAAUGUAUAAAAGCAACUAAAUUGAGGCCUUUAUGCAGCCUUUUGACUCACGCUCUCUCAAAAGAGCAGACUUCAAUUUUGGGUGUUAUACUAUACAACUAUUCUGCUAAUUAUUACCCAUGUGCUUUUGAGCAAGAAAGCAUCGUGAAUUAAUUAUAGGAUGCUGGAUGUACUACGCGGUGCUGCCGCUAGGUGGUGCUGGUUGUUUUGCUGUAGGUGAGUCGAGCCGCUAGUUUUGUACUGUAAUUGAAAAGGUCCGUAGGUGGGGAAAAUGUGUAUAGUUUUACAUAAAUUAUUGAUGUUAUGUUAAGUUAUUUUUUAACUAAACUUUUAUCAUUGAUUGUUUCAGAUUAAGGCAUAGCUGUAAGAUUGAACAUUUGUCUGAUGAAACGUUUGGAAUGUGUUGCUCAGACAGAGAGAUUUAGAGAGGUUCUUUCUAAAUGGCUCUAUUGUUGCUGAAUCAGAGAGGACGGAUUUAAGUGAAAAGAAGACGACCCUCUUUUCCUUAAAAUCCCUCAAAUGUAAGGUGAUAAAGCAACUGUGAGGUAAAUACAUGUAAUCUUUUGUGGUGAUUAUUUCAUGAAUCGAGCUCCCCUAAAAACCUACCAAACUCUUACCAUAGCCAUCUUUAACCCUAAUGCCAAAUCCUAAUGAUAUUGAACGCAAUAUACCUAAACACGACCACUUACGUGCAUAAUCACCGCAAAAGUACAGUUCCUCUCCCUUGCUGCUGGCCAUAGAGGUGUAUGAACGGGGGUCUCUGUGUUUCCCACGUGUACAUAUCUGGCUGUUCUUAAAGGUGCUACUAUGCUUGUGGGUGUGCCUUCCCCCUCUCCGAGUGAUCAAUAUAACCCCACCUUACUGCUACAUGAUCACGAGUCCAUACCGAGUCUGUACCGAAGUCAGAAGUCAAUCCCCUUUCCACCUGUGGAAUGUGCAUUCAGAAUAGUCAUUAAUAGCAUUCCGUCCGCCUUGGAGUCGAAAUAACAAACACCUGCUUGAUUUUAAUAUUUGCUAAAUGCCCGAAAUGUAAAUUCAUUUGCAUUCUCGGUCUGAGUAACCCUGUUAGAGGUAACAUUUAGAGACACUGAAUGCUUCAGAAAUAAUAUUUUGCUGGUUGCAGCAGCCCUGAUCCAGAAUACAUAUAUAAAAAUGAUAUUUUAAAACUUCACAUCUGAUGCAAACUUCUCUUUAUAGUCUAUUAUUGGAUAGGAUAGGUGAUCCAGUAUGUUUAUUUUUCUAUGUCUGGCCAUUAUUCAAAGACUAAAUUAAAGUACAAAAGCACAAGCCCUCCUAACUCCGCCAUCCUCAUUGAACCAUCGCGAGAGCAACGUUCUUUACUUCAUUGAAGACGUACAAGCACAGCCUUUUUCGCGAGGUUGAAAACCACUCAGUUCCCAGGACCAUCGGGGAGGUCCUGCAUAGCUAAGCAAUUUGCAUCCCAUCCAUACGACGGAUGUUGUGGACAGCACACCUUUCUGUACAUUUUUCAUAAACAAAAACUGUUAUUGUGUGAUGUGUGAGUUGCCUACAAGUACCACGAACACGUGUUGUCAAAUGCUAGACAAACUAUUUUUCAAGAGUUGAAAUGCGUUAUUUGCAGUCGUUUCUUACGCUUUCCUUUUUUUGUGCAUUUGAUCCUACAGCCUCGUAGAUGCUUAACAUAAUUGUAUUAAUUAUAAGUAAAUGGAAACAGUACAAAGUCGCUGGGCGACGAAGAGUUAUCGUUUCAAGAAAGUUCAUGGGAUAUUUUCAUUCUCUUUUCGACUCCAAAGUAAAUGUUUUUGCCAAGUUUGAUGGUCAACGAACAUAUGCUAUUAAUGAAUGUCCUAUUUACAUUAUACAUACCCACAUAUGUCUAUGGAGAUUUUUAUGAUUAUAAACAUGAACAAUUCUUAUUCAUAUGAUUUGGAAGCAAACUAUUAGCACUAUUAUGAUUAUUUCAAGUGUAAUAAAAGCUUGGGUGUUUUUUCCUGUAUGUCUGAAAAUCAAUAAAUUGGUGUCGACAUAGA